AUGUCUGAUAUGAAAGCUGAUAUUGAUAGUGAAAUUUCCGAAUUAGAAACGAAGAUUUUGAAACUUGAAAACGAAAAGCUUGAAAGUGAUAGAACGUUAACUCAUUAUGUACACGAGCUAGAGACAAUGAGAGCAAAAUUACCGAUUGAACUUGAUAGCAUUGUGAUAAAAAAUAUGCCUGAACUUGCCUCAGAGAAAAACGAUAAUCGUGUUACAAUAUAUCGUGUGACUAGACUUUUUAAAGAAGGCCUGAAAUUGCCCAAUAUAAACAUUAUAAACGCGGAUAGGAAAAAAACAUCAUCACAUAAACCCGGUGUGAUAGUUGUCCAACUCCAAGACAGUGCACACAAGAAACUAGUCUUAGAAACUAAAUCAAAGUUGAACACUAAUAAACAAUUUGAUAAAAUUUAUAUAGAAUCAAGUAUGUCAACAGCUGAACUCAAAACUCAAUCCAGCCUAAUUACCCUAGUUAAAGAACUUGGUAAACAGGAUUCAUACUUUGUUAAAGAAUCUGUGAUAAAUGAAGGUAACUUUGAUGUCUUGUUUUUAUGUGAAACAUUUUUACGUUUUAAUGAAAAAAUUGCAGUAAAUGGAUAUAAGUGGCUUGGGAGAAACAGAGAUAUCACUCACAAGAAAGCGAAACGUGGGUCCGGUCAUGUUGGGUUCUUAAUUCGAAAUAACAUUUAUGACGAGUACCAUGUGUCUAUUCUGGAUGAAUCCCUCGAAGAUAUCCUAUGGAUAAAACUCGCGCACAAAUCAAGUGAUACAUAUGUGUGUUUAUGCGUGUGCUACCUACCCCCUAAUGGAUCUUCAUAUAUGACAGACGCAGAACAGUUUUAUAAUAAUUUGUUGAAUCAGGUAUAUUCUUUUCAAAAUGAAGGUCUUGUGUGUAUCAGUGGUGAUUUUAACUCUAGGGUGGGUGACCAAUCUGAUUAUAUCCUGGGUGUUGAUAAUUUACCCCCUAGAGCGGUUAUUGACUACACGGAGAACAGUUAUGGCACACUUUUUACUGAUUUCUUAUGUGAUACUAAUCUAUGUAUGUUGAAUGGUCGCAUUUCAGGUCGCAAUGAUUUUACAUAUGUUAGCACCAACGGCCGAUCUGUAGUUGAUUAUGUUGUCGCUCCACAUGAACAGGUUAGUCUGUAUUCAGAUUUUCAGGUUUGGAGAAUGUCGGAGCUGAUUUCUUAUAGUAAUCUCAUGGUUCCUGAGAAAAUACCUGACCAUUCCCUCCUUGUGUUCACAUUAAAUAUUGCAGGUGUCUCUCUUUCCGGAACGAAUUCACAUGACCACAUCUCCGGUGCUAAACCCAAGCCAAAGCUACAUGUGCCAGAAAACUUUCUCAGUGAAUGUACACCACAAAUUCUUGAGAAAAUAAGUGCAAUAGAAACAAAUCUAAGGUCUGAACAUGAUAUUAAUCUUGCAUAUAAAUCGUUUGCUGAAUUCAUCAUUAAUGAAAUGUCGGCACCAAUAGCGGAAGGGAAGGGUUGUAAGAAACUUACUAACAGGAAAAGGCCAUACUGGAACGAAGCUUUAGAAAAACACUGGAAAAUGGUACAGGCGAAGUGUAAAAGUAAGUUACGCAAGUCCCAUCUACACGGUGCCUUUAUCAAAGAGAGAAAAGGGUUCGACAAAUCCCUUAGACAACAUAAACGCCAUUAUUUAAACAAUAAACAAAGUGAGUUACUAGAACAAUUUUCUGUCCAUGAUAAACGAGAUUUCUGGAAAUCGUUUGGUAAAAUCGGCAUUGCAAACGAUCGCAAACAUGUGAUUCCACUAGAAGUGACGAACUCUGAAGGUGAACUGGAAAUGCAUAAAACAGAUAAUAAUUUCUAUAACCUGUCCCCCAAGGAAAAAAUUAUCAUCAUCUUAUCUAGUGAUCUAGUCAACCCCAAAACUAUAAGCAGUUAUAUAUACGAGAUGUUCUCUAGGAGAAAUUAUUAUAUGUCAUAUAAUUAUAGAACUUAA
This is a messenger RNA of Lottia gigantea (owl limpet), 1965 nucleotides long. RefSeq lists its product as hypothetical. NCBI's taxonomy places the organism in Eukaryota, Metazoa, Mollusca, Gastropoda, Lottiidae. The coding region runs from base 1 to 1965 and encodes 654 amino acids. The record is from RefSeq and is a predicted model, not a curated record. The transcript is spliced from 3 exons.